Messenger RNA from Mus pahari (shrew mouse), 945 nucleotides. RefSeq names its product olfactory receptor 4P4-like. Gene Ontology annotation, biological process: G protein-coupled receptor signaling pathway. The transcript has a single exon. NCBI's taxonomy places the organism in Eukaryota, Metazoa, Chordata, Mammalia, Rodentia, Muridae. Gene Ontology annotation, molecular function: G protein-coupled receptor activity; olfactory receptor activity. Gene Ontology annotation, cellular component: membrane. The coding region runs from base 1 to 945 and encodes 314 amino acids. The record is from RefSeq and is a predicted model, not a curated record.
AUGGAAAAUCAUAAAAACGUCACAGAGUUUGUUUUUACGGGUCUUUGGCACAAUAGACAAAUAGAGCUGUUGUUCUUUCUCUUGUUCCUGCUUUGCUACCUCGCUAUCUUAAUGGGGAACUCUGUCAUCCUAUUCACCAUCACCUACAGCCACCUAAUCGAACAACCAAUGUAUUAUUUUCUCUGCCAUCUUUCCCUCAUGGACCUCUGCUACACCUCCACUGUGAUUCCCAGGCUCAUCAGGGACUUGGCCGCCACAAGAAAAAAUAUUUCCUAUAAUGAGUGCAUGACCCAGCUCUUCACUUCCCACUUGCUGGCCGGUGUGGAAAUCUUCAUCCUGGUGUCCAUGGCCUUGGACCGCUAUGUUGCCAUUGUCAAGCCUCUGCACUACAUGGUUAUCAUGAGCAGGAGGAGAUGUGAUAUGUUGAUUGUCACAGCCUGGGUACUGGGGUUCUGGCACUCCAUUGCUUUACUACUGAUGGUGCUCAGUCUGCCGUUCUGUGGUCCCAACCACAUCAAUCAUUACUUGUGUGACAUCAAGCCUCUUUUGAAGCUGGCCUGUAAAGAUGUUCAUGUUGUAAGUAUCUUAGCAAUUGCCAACUCUGGGAUGGUGCUUUUUGCCAUUUUUAUUGUACUACUUGCUUCUUACAUACUCAUAUUGUAUUCUCUGAGGACAAGAUCAUCUGCAGGGCAGCGCAAAGCGCUCUCAACCUGUAGUUCACACAUAAUGGUAGUAGUUUUAUUUUUUGGACCCUGUAUUUAUAUCUAUAUUUUACCUGCAGAAAAUGAGAACAAAGAUAAGGAAAUUUCUGUGUUUUACACCGUGAUUGCCCCAAUGUUGAAUCCCCUUAUCUAUACUCUGAGAAACAGUGAAAUGAAAAGUGCCAUGCACAAGGUGUGGUCUCGGCUGUCACUCAGAGUUGAAAUACGUGAAAGAAUCUUGUGA